AUGCAGACAAAAAACAAAAAAACUCCCCUCCGAAUGACCUUCGCUUCCCGCUUAUUACUCGUUUUUUCAUUUCCGACGCAUGUAAGCGAAAAUACCUCCUGUCCGUCAUUAUCAGUUCUGCAAUACUCCCAACAGCCACCUCCGUUGCUUCUGCCACCUGCAAUCUCGACUGUUCCUUCUCUUGACCAAAUCUCUCUUGUUCUCCAUCAUUUCCCCUCUUUCACCAUAUAUGUUAUUUUCUUUUUUUUCUCCAAGUUUGAAUUCUUCUCUCACUUUUUCUUUACCUUCUCUUGGGAUCUUAUUGCUUUCUUUCCUCCACUUUCCUUUUCCCAUUUGAAUUUUUCUCUUACUUUUUCUACCUCCUCUCGAGCUGUUAUUACAUUUUUCCUUUCCUUUUCUCUGUCUGAAUUCUUCUUUCAAUUCCGUUUCUUCUGCCACCUGAAAUCUCGACUGUUCAUUCCCUUGACCAAAUCUCCCUUGUUCUCCAUUAUUUCUCCUCUUUCUUUUUAUACGUUACUCUUCUUUCUUUCUCCCAAUUUCAAUUCUUCUCUCACUUUUUCCUUUCCUUUCCUUCUUCCAAUUUGA
This is a messenger RNA of Acanthosepion pharaonis, 585 nucleotides long. The record is from the annotation of a GenBank genome assembly. Lineage: Eukaryota; Metazoa; Mollusca; Cephalopoda; Sepiida; Sepiidae.